Ilyonectria robusta is the source of this 1469-nucleotide messenger RNA. RefSeq lists its product as uncharacterized. The coding region runs from base 165 to 1052 and encodes 295 amino acids. The record is from RefSeq and is a predicted model, not a curated record. Gene Ontology annotation, biological process: maturation of SSU-rRNA from tricistronic rRNA transcript (SSU-rRNA, 5.8S rRNA, LSU-rRNA). NCBI's taxonomy places the organism in Eukaryota, Fungi, Ascomycota, Sordariomycetes, Hypocreales, Nectriaceae. Gene Ontology annotation, cellular component: nucleolus; preribosome, small subunit precursor. The transcript has 2 exons.
GUGGAUUCGGCAGAUCAAUUCUUCCUUCCUUGCUCCCCGCCAGCCAAAAAAAAAGUUCCCUUCGCUCAGCUACGGACACUCCUUGUGCAAGUUGACGACGCCAGUCUCAAGUUGUUGAUACUUUUCGACGGCAUUCACAGUACCGCCACCAGGCCCAAUACACUAUGGGCAAGAGAGAUUUCGACCAAGUCGGCUCCCCCUACCACGGCUCUCCCGAACCGUAUUCUUCCGGCCCGUCCAAGAAGCAGAAACAGAGCGGCAAGUCCAAGAACCGGCCGAACGAGGGAAGCUCCCAAUGGGCAAGGAAGCGCGCGCGCAACAUCGACCGGCUACUGCAACGAAACCAAGAUUUGCCUGCCAACGUUCGCAAUGACCUCGAACGAGAGCUGGCCGCACACAAGACGACCGUCACCGACAAGGCUUUCCAGAAGAAACGCAGCGCCAUGAUCGGCAAGUACCACAUGGUCCGCUUUUUUGAACGCAAGAGGGCCAUGCGACUAGCGAAGCAGGUCCGGAAGAGGCUCGAACAAAGCAGCUCCCCGGAGGAGACAGAGGAACUAAAGCGACACCUACACAUUGCUGAAGUGGACGAGGCAUACACCCAGAGUUUCCCGCAUCUGGAAACGUACGUCAGCUUGUACAAGACGGAGUCGGCCAAGGAUGACAAGGACGAGGACAAGGCUGCCAAGUCGAAGGCGUUGCUGGAAGCCGAGAGACCGCCCAUGUGGUCGACGAUAGAACAGGCAAUGAGGGAAGGUCCUUCUGCCCUGCGAAUGGUGCGGGAAAGGCGGUCGUCAGAUGAGGCGCAAGGCGGAAGUCAGCCAGAGCGAAAGCAACGCAAGCAGCGGCCGACCACGACACAGACACAGAACAAGCCUGCUGCAAGGGCGCAGCCGACGCAGCAGCAGAAGGAAAAGGCGGCACCUCAGAAGAACGGCGACGCGCCGGCCAAUAUGAACAGGAGGGAACGCAGACGGCUGAUGCGCGAGGCUGGAACGGCCACCGGCAAGGACGACGACAGCGACGACGGCGGCUUUUUCGAGGAGGGCUAAGGGUGAGGCAGGAAAGUUGGUUUGCAUGGGCCUGCAAAAUGUACAUUGGUGUCAGGCAGCGGCGUUAUCAUUUGCAUGUUGGUAGAUACCCCAGUGGUUGGUCGACUCGGCUGAGCAACGAAACGUCAUCGAGCUUCCAUUGUCAUCCGUCUCCUCCCACGCCUGUCCGCAUCAGACCCUCGUCAGCCCCCUCACAGACGGCCAGAAUAAGCAAGUUUCUCGAGCGUGCGAUCCUAACCUCAUCAUAAUUAUUAUGAUUUAUUUCAGGGUGUGUUGUUGAAGUUGAGAUGCAGGAGAUGUCGAGCUACCGACAAUGUGAGGUACAUGGGCCAAACUGCGGGGCGCGCUGCAUGUGAUGGAGAACAUGUUAGUACCUACGAAUGCAGCACGCGGUUUUAAUUCUAUACUGUUCACUGU